AGGUCUGUUAUUGGUGGACAGACAGAUGAAAAGGAGCCCCCUCACAUGCAAAAAGGAGAGGAGAGGUAUAGUGCUGUGGUAUCAUGGCUGGAGGAGAAGAUGAGCAGGAGCAGCAAGGAGAUAGUGUUGGGGGUCCUGCUGCCAGGGGGCCUGGUGGUUGGACAUGAAAUGAGCCCUUUCAACAAUGGCAGAAGGUAA
Molecule: messenger RNA, 198 nt
Organism: Podarcis lilfordi (Lilford's wall lizard)
Lineage: Eukaryota; Metazoa; Chordata; Lepidosauria; Squamata; Lacertidae
Source: the annotation of a GenBank genome assembly